GGUGUCAGAAAAAGGAACUAAAGCAUGUUGAAAUUUUGUCCCUCUGGCGGCAAAAAUUGGAACUAAAUUUUCGAUAUCGAAUUAGCGCCCCCUGGUGGUGAAAUUUGGAACUAAAUUUGACACCAUCUUUCACUUUCUGGUGCAGGGAUUUAAAUGAAGCAAGGAUGUAAAAUAUGCAGGGAUAUAAAGGGCGCAAGUAUGUAAGGAAUGGGGGAAUAAGGAAAGUAAGGUUGUAUGGGAUUCGGGGAUAUAAAGAAAGCAGGGAUAUAAGGAAUGCAGAGCUAUAAGAGAUGGAGGGAUGUAAAGGAUGCAGAGAUGUAAGAAAAGCCGUAAGGGAUCCUGGAAUGUGGGAGAUAUAGGAUUGAGUAUGCUCGAGUACACCCUCCUACCUCUUUGACGUCCGAAGACAGACUGACGUGUUUCUGCGCGAAGCUACUAAUUUAUAAAUGCACCGCCAGAUGAGGCCGUCAAGGACAGAAAGAUUCAUUUUCAUCGACAAUUAAUUAUGCUUAGUUGUUUAUUAUCACAUGAUAAUUAUACCGACUGUGGUAUCUACAUGCAGACCUAACUCCAUCUAGAUGGCAGGUAGUGUGAGGCAAUUAGAAGAACGACAGCUUCCAGCUGAAGUAACAAGAAUGCAAUGGUCACCAAAAAUGGAUCUCUUAGCAAUUGCUAACAUAAAAGGAGAAGUUACAUUGCAUAGAUUAACAUGGCAAAGGGUUUGGCUAUUAAGCCCUCAAGAAGAAGCAGAUAGCGUAGUUAACUUAGCAUGGAGACCAGAUGGAAAAUUUCUUGCCGUUUGUUAUGAAACUUCCAAAGUAAUCUGUUUAGUGGAUAUUGAAAAUAAAAACAUUAUUCAGAGAACAAAGCUUGCAUUGCACAAUGAAAUUACAUGUAUGACAUGGCUACCAUUAACAAAUUUGGAAAGCGAUACUGUGUUAAAUGGAAAUAAACCAAACAUGCUGCCAACAGGAGAAUAUCUUCCACCUUUACCUAGUUUGAAUAGAAGUUUUGGACAAGAACCAGAACGCAAGGAAUUCUUAUCUCAAACAUUAGAUGUACUUUUUCUUGGAUUAGACAAUGGAAGCGUUGCAAUGUAUGUAUUUGGAAUGUUCUAUUGUGGUACAAUUUCAGUUGGUCAAGAUAGAAUAUUAGAAAUUAGUGGUGGAUUUGGUAAACCUAUGUGGGUCACAUGGAAAGACAAUGGCGGCAUCAAAGCAUGUAGAUUAUGGUGUCCAUUGUUAGAGCAAAGCACAGCAUUUUUUAAGGUAGCACAAGCUCAAGCAAACAUAGAAUAUUUGAUGGAUUAUCUUUCACGUACAUUAAUGGCAAUCUCAGAAGCAUGGGAAACAAUUCUUCUUGAAAUGGAUGAAAAGCUCGCACGAUAUGCAGAAACAAAUCCACCUGGCGGGGUUGCUGCAGAUUUUCUAGAAUUAUUAAUGAUCGGUAUACCAACCCCAAACUUAGAAAGCUUUUUGUUACGAGAUUUGACCGAAAAAGGAUUAAAAAAGUUGGGACACAGUAUUGAAAUGUGCUACAGUAAUAUACAGAAAUUAGUCUUAAAAAAUUUAACAAAUGUUGGAAUGGCUUUAGUGUAUCAGCUGGCUGAAAUGAGAGGAAUGGUGAGAUUAGGUGGUCCAUAUGAAUUACUAGGAUUUGCCAAUGAAAGUAUUAUAACUAAUGCUCUUCAUGCAUCAGAAGCUUUCCUAGCAAAAUCAUCCGAAAUUCAACAAGUAAUAGAUCAUAGUAUGCGCGACUAUAAAGCGUUUUUCCGGUGGUUGUAUGUCGUAAUACUAAGAUUAACGGACGAAAGAAUACCGCCGGAAGUAAGUCGCGUUAGUCAACAAGAGCUAACAUUUAUUGCGGAAUUUCUACGUGGUUUUGAUAAAACUGAACCAGGUGUUGGAGGGAGAAAAGGAGUGAAUUUAGAAAAAUUAGGCCAAUAUUUACGACGUGAAAAUUUACAAACUUGUUUGACACCCGAAGGAAGCGAAUGGACAGCAAUGCUCAGUGAAAAUCAUUGUCUUCGUGAUCAUCCGCUUAUCAUAAAACAGGAUCUUAAUUUCUCCUUGUUACAAUCCCAUGCAAAAUUAAUUUCCGCGAUACAUAAUGUUUUCCGUGAGGCUUACCAAGGCUUAGUUGAACAUUUCACUGUCACCACUAUCGCUUUGACUCCGUCCGUAUCGUUUACAUCAUCCCAAAUUGCAACAAAUAAUGAUGGUUUACUUGUAGCUACAUGUGAUAUGGAUCAUAAAGUAUUACGACUAUUUAGAAUUGAAUGUUCACAUACAGAGCAUAUCUCCCUCAACUUUAAAUUGGGUACAAUUGAUGUAGAUCAUAGAUCAGAAUCCUACUCUAAAGCUUGUAUAGAUGGGACUGUAAUUGAUUUACAGUUUUAUUCUCAGGAAUAUCUAAGUUUAUUGUUACUAAACAAACAUAAUCACGCAUCAUUUCUGAUACAACUACCAUUAAAGUACCCUGAAAUUUUUGAAAAUCAAGAUAAAAAUGCAGUUAGUCUGGCUGACCUUAUAGGUAACAACUGGCCUCGGCCUUUUCAAGGUAUUUCUGCUAGGCGAAUAGCAGUGAGUGGUGCGCGAAAAGUUGCCGCUAUUUUAAAUGAAAGCAAUAGAAAAAUAAGAUUAUUAGAAACUGAAGUUGAACCUGAAGAUGAGGAAGACGAAGUAGACGAAGAAGAUGGAGUUAACGAUAGUAUGUUGGAUACCACGCAUGAAAAACCUACAACUAGCUCACAAUAA
Molecule: messenger RNA, 2756 nt
Organism: Osmia lignaria (orchard mason bee)
Lineage: Eukaryota; Metazoa; Arthropoda; Insecta; Hymenoptera; Megachilidae
Source: RefSeq, a predicted model, not a curated record